Arctia plantaginis is the source of this 324-nucleotide messenger RNA. The record is from the annotation of a GenBank genome assembly. NCBI's taxonomy places the organism in Eukaryota, Metazoa, Arthropoda, Insecta, Lepidoptera, Erebidae.
AUGGCUUGCAAAAUCGCUUUGUUCUCCAUCGCACUCUUCCUCCUCAUAACGUUAUCCUACGCGGCUCCUGCAGAAGACAAACCAGCAGAAGCACUAGAAACUCAACCUGCAGGAGAUGACUUGGCCGUAGAUGAUAAGGAGGAUCUCAAAACUGCAGCAUCACAUUGGGGUGGUUAUGGCCAUUAUGGGGGUCACUUUGGAGGUCACUACCCCCACUAUGGUUACUGGGGAUAUCCUAGCUACAGCUAUGGGUAUGGGUACGGAUGGCCCUAUGGUAUUUAUGGAGGAUACGGUGGAUACGGACACCAUGGCUAUUGGUGGUAA